Molecule: messenger RNA, 2582 nt
Organism: Pelecanus crispus (Dalmatian pelican)
Lineage: Eukaryota; Metazoa; Chordata; Aves; Pelecaniformes; Pelecanidae
Source: RefSeq, a predicted model, not a curated record
UAAGAUGCUUGCUUUCUUAGCCCAAGCCUCAGCCUUAUAUGAUGCCUCCACCACCUCAGCUGCAUUACAAUGGUCAUUACACUGAACAAUAUGCAUCCUCCCAAGAUAACCUCUUUGUGAGCAAUCAGAAUGGAUACUACUGUCACUCUCAGACUAGCUUGGAUAGAGCCCCUCAUGACUACAGUGGUCGGAUCCGCAAUGGUAGUGUCUAUAGUGCACAUAGCACAAACUCCUUGAACAAUCCACAACAUUACUUGCAGCCGUCCCCCAUGUCCUCUAACCCAAGCAUUACUGGAAGCGAUAUCCUCAGAACUGAUUAUGUCCCAUCACACAGACAUAGUGCACUAAUACCACCUUCUUACCGUCCCACGCCAGACUAUGAGACUGUGAUGAGACAGCUGAACAGGGGAAUGGUGCACACAGAUAGACAGAGCCACUCAAUGAGAAAUCUUAACAUCGGCAAUUCAUAUGCUUACAGCAGGCCUGAUGCCUUAGUUUACAGUCAACCUGAAAUACGAGAACAUGCUCACUUUGCUUCCCCACAAUCUAACCAUUAUCCAUUUAACUUGAACUACAGUUUUCAUAGCCAAUCCCCCUAUCCCUAGCCUGCUGAAAAGCGCCCAGUUGUUGGGGCAGUCAGUGUGCCUGAGUUGACAAAUGUGCAGCUUCAGGCUCAGGACUAUCCAGCACCAAAUAUAAUGAAGACCCAAGUCUAUCGACCACCUCCCCCAUACCCAUAUCCAAGACCUGCAAAUAGUACUCCAGACCUUUCACGACAUAUCUACAUUAGCAGCAGCAAUCCAGAUCUGAUCACAAGGCGAGUGCACCAUUCUGUCCAGACAUUUCAGGAAGACAGCCUGCCUGUGGCACAUUCUCUUCAGGAAGUCAGUGAACCUCUAACAUCGGCACGCCAUGCUCAGCUGCAGAAAAGAAACAGUAUUGAAAUAGCAGGCUUGACUCCCAGCUUUGAAGGAAUAAGAAUUAAAGAGAGGACCAUGUCAGCUUCUGCAGCAGAUGUGGCUCUUCCGCGAGUUAUCUCAGAAGGGUCACAGCCCAACAUUCUGAUGGAGAGAACAAAGCAAAAAGAAAGUGAGCAAGAAGAAAGUGUGAACUGUGAUCAUAAGAAAACCCUUUCAGAUGCCACUAUGCUGAUUCACAGUAGUGAGGAAGAAGAAUUUGAAGAAGAAAACAAGGCUAGUACAAGUCUUUCUCCUCUCCCUGAAGAUCAAACACAACUUUCACCUGUUAUGGGUGGUUAUUCUCAUGAUUCAGUACUGAACUACCCUUAUAGCUCUGUUGCUUCAUCUGCUGGCCCUUUGCAUAUUCUUGAGCCUAAAUUACAUAUUACAGAGACAGAAAAGAGAAUGAAAGAUAUGAGCCCUGUUCAUUUACUAGUAGAAAGCCAGGUACAGAGAAGAGGGGAAGGACUGCUUACUCCAUCUAUGUCGGAAUCUGAUCUUACAACGUCAGGGAGAUACAGAGUAAGGAAAGAUUCAGUAAAGAAGAGACCUGUGUCCGAUCUUUUGUCUGGGAAGAAGAAUAUUGUGGAAGGCCUUCCCCCGCUAGGUGGUAUGAAAAAGAACAAAAAUGAUGCAAAAAAAAUAGGGCCUCUAAAGCUAGCUGCCCUAAAUGGACUAGCUUUGACUAGAAUGCCUCUGCCAGAUGAGGGGAAGGAAGAAUCAACGAGAGCAACAAAUGAUGAACGGUGUAAAGUUCUGGAACAACGGUUAGAGCAGGGGACGGUAUUUACUGAAUAUGAGCGCAUUCAAAAAAAAAGACUUAUAGAUGGUGAGUGCUCAGUAGCUCGGCUUCCUGAAAAUGCUGAAAGAAACCGGUUCCAGGAUGUCCUUCCUUAUGAUGAUACCAGAGUAGAGCUUGUCCCAACCAAAGAAAAUAACACAGGUUACAUCAAUGCAUCUCAUGUCAAGAUCUCUGUUGGUGGCAUAGAGUGGGAUUACAUUGCUACACAGGGACCUUUGCAGAAUACAUGUCAGGAUUUCUGGCAGAUGAUCUGGGAACAAGGGAUUGCCAUCAUAGCUAUGGUGACGGCAGAGGAAGAAAGUGGGCGAGAAAAAAGCUUCCGAUACUGGCCACGUCUUGGUUCAAGACACAACACUGUAACAUAUGGAAGAUUUAAGAUUACCACACGAUUCCGUACUGACUCAGGCUGCUAUGCAACUACGGGUUUGAAGAUUAAACAUCUUCUCACAGGACAGGAGAGAACAGUUUGGCAUCUGCAGUAUACUGACUGGCCAGAGCAUGGCUGUCCAGAGGAUUUAAAGGGAUUUCUCUCGUACUUGGAAGAGAUACAGUCAGUGCGGCGCCAUACGAACAGCACUGCGGAUCCUAAAAACUCUAAUCCUCCUGUACUGGUACACUGCAGUGCAGGUGUAGGACGAACAGGAGUGGUCAUACUGUCAGAGAUCAUGAUCGCUUGCUUGGAACACAAUGAGAUGCUGGACAUCCCACGAGUGCUGGACAUGUUGAGGCAGCAGAGAAUGAUGAUGGUGCAGACUCUUUCGCAGUACACUUUUGUCUAUGGAGUUCUCAUUCAGUUUCUCAAAAGUUCUAGACUUAUAUAA